AUGAUUAACAUAAAAUAUAAAUUACAAAAUACAUGCUUCUAUUGUAAGCAUGUAGAAUUGCGUUCAAUGAAUCAAGAUUACGCACACAUGGCUAAGGUAUUAAUAAAGAUUUACAGUUGGGAAACUGGUUCUUAUAUCAAUGAAAUGAGAUCUACCGAUUUAAUGUUUGGAGGAUUCAGGAAUUCUGGUCCUAGUGCUGCUCUUAAUGACAUUUUUAUACUCGACACAUUAAGCUUAACUUGGACACAAGGAUCUUCUGUUGAUGCACCAACGGCACGUGCGGACUUUUCUGCUACACUUUUAAAUAAUGGUCUUAUACUUUAUAUAGGAGGUGGUGACAAUAUUAAUAUGGCCGAGGUUGCUGCUGGUGAUACAAUAGACCCUAGAAGUGGCCACACUGCCGUAUUAUCCCCAGAUGGACAUGUUAUAAUUUACGGUGGAACUAAAAAUAACAGUGCUUUAGAUCAAAGUCAACAGUUGGCUUCAUUAGAUACAACCGUUAAUCCAUAUAAUAAUAAUGUUUAUGACUUGAAUAAUAAGAAUACACAAUUAUUCCUUCUUGAUACUCAAAAUUAUAUGUGGGUCACGGACACAUUGCAACAACCUAAUGCCACUACUUCACCUAAUCCUCAAAAUCCUUCAGUUACUUAUAUUCAAACUGUCGUUGCUUCAAAUUCUAAUGCAUUAAAUACAGGUGUAAUAGUGGCGAUUCCUAUA
Molecule: messenger RNA, 717 nt
Organism: Racocetra fulgida
Lineage: Eukaryota; Fungi; Glomeromycota; Glomeromycetes; Diversisporales; Gigasporaceae
Source: the annotation of a GenBank genome assembly